This is a messenger RNA of Pieris brassicae (large cabbage white), 2844 nucleotides long. Its product is annotated as dual specificity protein phosphatase MPK-4-like. Lineage: Eukaryota; Metazoa; Arthropoda; Insecta; Lepidoptera; Pieridae. The coding region runs from base 265 to 1455 and encodes 396 amino acids. Gene Ontology annotation, biological process: protein dephosphorylation. The record is from RefSeq and is a predicted model, not a curated record. Gene Ontology annotation, molecular function: protein tyrosine/serine/threonine phosphatase activity. The transcript is spliced from 8 exons. Gene Ontology annotation, cellular component: nucleus.
GUUUGCGUUUGCGCGAAGUGCUAAAUAAUAAAUAUUGCAAUUUCUAAUUUGCAAAUUCCAAACACACCAGACUAGAAAUUAUAUUCAUUACUGGUACUUACAUAAUCAGUGUUAAAUCAAGAUUGUUAUUCGUAAACAAUAUUGCUUUCUCUCUAAUUAAUCAUAACCGCAUUUUACCAACUGAAUGUAAACCAUAUUUUUCCUGAUCAUUGUUUCCUCUUUUUAAAGAAACAACUCAUUAAUUCCCUUGUAUAUUAAUUAUAAAUGGCUAAACAAGUAGCAGAAGUGGAAAUCCACGCGAGUGAUUCGCUUAAGAAUGAUGCUGAUGACUUAGACAUAAGCGUUGAUUUAAUCGAUGACGGACUUUUUUUGGGUAACCUAGCAUGUGCCAGAGACCACAAGACACUUGAGAAGCUGAAGAUAACACACAUUCUUACAUUGGACCUAGUUCCACUUCCCCGAACAGUACUUGACCGUCACACCUUUACCUUCAAGUUUGUGAAAUUGGCCGAUAUACCAAAAGAAGAUUUGAUUACUCAGCUACCAACCUGCAAUGAGUUUAUUAAAGAGGCUAUUGCAAAUGGAGGGACUGUGCUUGUACAUUGCUACUUUGGUGUAUCAAGAUCAGCAGCCAUUGUUAUUGGGUACAUUAUGGAGAAAUAUUGUCUUUGCUAUGAAGAUGCUUUUGUCCUUGUGAAAAGCAAGCGUAGGUUCAUUGGACCAAAUGUGGGGUUUGUAGCUCAACUGAAGUUAUUUGGACAUAUGGGAUAUCAGUUAAACAGGGAUGAUCCAAGGUUUAAGCAGUUCAGAUUGAAAAUGGCAGGACAGAAAUUAAAACAAGUAAAAAUCCUGCCGCAGCUAUUCGCAGAUUUGGUGAAGCCAGAUCCAGGUCUUGUUAGAGAGCGGCCGGAUCCCAUCGUGUACAGAUGUAAAAAAUGUCGUCGAAUAGUGGCCGGACAAAGCAAUAUUAUACCGCACAUACCCAAACAGGUAAAAAUAGAAUUAGCAAAAAAGGGAAUGCGGCCUCCUCCCAGUACUCUAACAGGACUCACAUGUGCCGAGAAUGGACAAUUGCUGAUUGACAAACUAAAGAGCCUCGCUUGUCAGAUCAUUGAAGAUAAAGAUUGUGGAGUCACAGUGCAUGAUGAUGGACCGAGUCAGGUGCUGGACGGAUAUAAUGAGGAGAAUAUGGUAGAUGCAUGCAUAACACGCGCGGACGCGGUAGAGGCGUGUCGUUUGAUGUGGUUUGUGGAGCCCAUGGCCUGGAUGCCAGAUGUCACGCGGGAACCAUCUGGGAAGUUGCACUGCCCUAAGUGUAAUAAUAAGAUCGGCAGCUUUAGCUGGCUCAUGGGAUGUAAGUGUCCAUGUGGGCAAAAGGUGGCGCCAGCGUUUUACUUAGUCCCAUCAAAGGUCGAAUGGUCUAAUAUCGUGCAAAAUGUUCAGGUCACUCUUUAAAUUACAACUUAAAAUAUAGUGAACGGAAAGAUUGGUUAUGUAGGAACCGCAAGUAUUAAGCGUGUCGUUGAAGAAAAUAGAUGCAUAUUAAAGGAUUCUAGUAUAAAAUUCGACCAAAUUCGACGAAAAGAAAUAUAAUUUGUAUAUCUUAAAUCCAGAGACAAUUUUGCCAAAUUGUAUCUCUCCGUGUCGCUACAGCUUUCCAUUUGGUGCAAAAUUGUUAUUUAAAUAAUGUAUGUAUGUUCGUUUAUUUCUACCAACCAGCAGAUCAUAUUGUUCCUAUGCGUUAGAAUAGAGCUCAAUAUUUACACAAUUUUAUUGUUAUGAAUUUGACAAUUCGUUGCAAUAAUCAAUAUAAUUAGAUUUAUUAAAUAAUGAGAGCAACGGCUGGCUUUCGAGCGAUUUCUUUCACAAGAAGUGUAAAACUUCAAAUGAUAUAAAGAACUUAAAGGAGACAUGAAUCAUGAUUUCUAAAUAAUGUUAGGGAUACGAUGUGGCCAAGUAAUUAUUGUAUAUACGAUAGUGAAGGAGGAAGAGGAAGAGGAUUCGCCACGAAAGGAAAAGUGUUGAGAAUUCAUGUACUCUUUCGGAAGAGCGUAGGCUAUAGGAAUGGGGACCCUUUCAAGUCGAUCUUGAUGUAAAGAAUUUUAGGAUUGAAGAUGGUGUUAUAACGUAUGACCAAUCUAACCAGUGACUAGCGUGAAGGCCUCAGUAUAGCCGUAAGUAUCGCUUCAUAACUAAUAAAUUUGGGUUCUAUUCCUGUUUUUUCUGGACCAUGCCUUCGUUAAGAAUGGUACUGAGUUCUUGACUUUAGGUAGGCCAUAGAUUAUAUAUGAAAAACUUUUCCGGUUUAAAACUGAAAUAAUUAUAGAUUGUUGUUCAAUAUGUGUAUAUUCUAUAUCGAAAACUUUCUUAAAAAUAUUUGUAGUGUUAUGAAUAAGAUCGUUACUCGAAAUGGUUGGAUUUGUGUAAUGUUAGGCAGAGAUAGCUUAUAUGAACACUUGUUUUAAAAGAAGUUGCAGAGAGUUUAUUGUUAGUUUGUCUGUUCUCUGUGUCUGGUUUGUGAACUGGCAGGUAAUAUAAAUUAAGAAAAAAAAAUUAAUAAGUUAAUAAGUGUAUAAAAUACCUAUAAAUCAUUGAUAUUGAUUUAACAAAUGCACUGUUCUGUCCCUUUUAAUCACCGCGUAAACGCAAUAUAUAAAAAAGGAAUUAGUAUUUUACAGGCGACUACCUCGACAAUAUUGCCGUAGGAAAAAUUAAAAAAAAACAAACAGUCGCGAAAAGCAGUCAAACGAUAGAUUUUAUUUCCUAAAUGGUAUAAAAUCAAACAAAUUUGACUUUUAGGUAUAAUUUGAAUCACUGUGUACAAUAACUGUCUUUCCAUCUAUA